Messenger RNA from Drosophila albomicans, 2471 nucleotides. RefSeq names its product T-box protein H15 (gene H15). NCBI's taxonomy places the organism in Eukaryota, Metazoa, Arthropoda, Insecta, Diptera, Drosophilidae. Gene Ontology annotation, cellular component: nucleus. The coding region runs from base 81 to 2216 and encodes 711 amino acids. Gene Ontology annotation, biological process: heart development; regulation of transcription by RNA polymerase II; cell fate specification. Gene Ontology annotation, molecular function: RNA polymerase II cis-regulatory region sequence-specific DNA binding; DNA-binding transcription factor activity, RNA polymerase II-specific. The transcript has 6 exons. The record is from RefSeq and is a predicted model, not a curated record.
AAAAAAAGGAAAUUCUGUUUUGUAUUUGAGUUUGAAAAUUGCGGAGCAUAUAUUGUAAACGAAGUAAUCGCAGCUUUAAAAUGCUUUUAAGCAAUCAACCGGCAAACACAAAGCCACAGCAGCCGUCGCCGACACCGCCACAAAGCUUCAAAUCGAAGCUGCAGCAACAAAUCGCCACAGCAGCAGCUGCCGCUAACGCCGUAACAGCCGCAACAGCAACAACAAAUAUUGCCAACGGUCACAGCAGCAUUCACAGCAACCACAACAACAACAACAUUAUCAAUCAUCAUCAUCAUCCCCAUCAUCAUCAUCAGCUUCACCAUCAUCAGCAUAAUAUUUCCUUUGCCACGGAUUUCUCAAUUGCCGCGAUUAUGGCGCGCGGCGGAAACGCCUCAAGCAGCCGCGAGCCAUCCGAAAGGAGUUUGAGUCCGCUGUCUGUGGAGCGCUAUUCAACGCAGGAUGCGGACGAUGAUGUUGACGUUGAUGUGGUCGACUGCAGUGACUCGGAAACGCCAACGCCAACGGCAGCGGCAACAGCAGCCGCAGCAGCGACGGCAGCAGCAGCAGCGGCGGCAGCAGCAGCAGCUCAGCAGCAUGCACGUCAUGCAUUGCGUGUUGCACAACAGCAACAGCAGCAGCAGCAGCAACAACAACAGCAGAGGCAACAGCAACAGACACAUCCCCAUCAACAUGCAACGCCAAACAAGCAACGCCAACAACACAAUCAACAACAUAACAACAACAACAGCAACAGUAACAACAGCAAUCACAACAGCAAAUCGAGCAGCCAUCGAGGGCGUGUUGCGGCCACACCAAGUGCAGCCGGAACUGGAGCUGGAGUUGGAGCUGGAGCUAACAGCACGCCCUCUCCGCCCCCCAGUGAGCUGCACGCUGAAGACGAGCGCCUGUCGCCUGAGGUGCCUGCGCAGGUAACGAAACGCCACAACAAACUGCCCACGCCCAAAAUUCUGGGUUCGUGCAAUUGCGAUGAUCUCAUGCCCGUGCAAUGCCAUCUGGAGACAAAGGAGCUGUGGGAUAAGUUCCAUGAGCUGGGCACCGAAAUGAUCAUCACCAAGACGGGCAGGCGCAUGUUCCCCACGGUGCGUGUUAGUUUCUCGGGCCCAUUGCGCCAGAUACAACCACCGGAUCGUUAUGCCGUUCUGCUGGACAUUGUGCCGUUGGAUUCGAGACGCUAUCGCUAUGCGUAUCAUCGCAGCUCGUGGCUGGUGGCGGGCAAAGCGGAUCCACCGCCGCCCGCUCGCAUUUAUGCACAUCCCGAUAGUCCCAUAAGCCCAGAGGCGUUGCGCAAACAAGUCGUCUCCUUUGAGAAGGUGAAGUUGACAAACAACGAAAUGGAUAAGAGCGGACAGGUCGUGCUGAAUUCUAUGCAUCGAUAUCAGCCACGCAUUCAUUUGGUGCGUUUAAGCCAUGGCCAAAGCAUACCCGGCAAUCCCAAGGAGCUGCAGGAUAUGGAUCAUAAAACGUUCGUAUUCCCGGAGACGGUGUUCACAGCCGUGACGGCCUAUCAGAAUCAAUUGAUUACAAAAUUGAAAAUCGAUUCGAAUCCGUUUGCAAAAGGAUUUCGCGAUUCGUCGCGUCUGACUGACUUUGAUAGGGAUCCCAUGGAUUCAUUCUUUUUCGAUCAACACAUGCGCGCUGCCCCAUUGCGUUUCUUUCCGGAUCCGCUAAUGUCACAACUAACGCCACAGGAAGCCGACGCCGCCUCGCUGGCGUUACUGGAGAAGGCGCGUCAGCAUUUGCAAAUGUUUGGCCGCUCGCCGUACACGGAAAUGUUGCUGCCCCAUCUGUAUCAACGUGCCGCACCGCCAGCCCCGCCGCCGCCCUCAGCGCUCGGCGCCUUUCAGCUGGGCAUGUGGCAGCAACAGUGGCCACAGUUGACCGCCGGUUUCCUUGCCAGCGCCAAUCAGCAAGCGGCCUUUGCGGCCGCCGCCGCUGCCGCAGCUGGCGCAAGUCGGACGCCACCACCCACAAUAGCAGGAGGAGGCGGCGGCGGUGGGGGAGGAGUUGCUCCAGGAGCUGCCUCAGCACCGCCCGCGCCAGCCACGCCCACAUCGUCUUGCGGUUCGGCAUCGCCGGAUUUGCGCAUCAAGUCGCAGCUGGCGCACUAUCCGCAACGCUUCAGUCCGUAUCAGGUGCCACAGCAUCCGCAGUCUGCCACAUCGCCGGCGCCAUCGACGCGCGCCGAGAGUCCCUAAGUGCUCCUAGUAGCAUAAGCGACGCCACUCGAAAUCUAUGUGCAAUGUGUUUGUAAAUAACCCUCGCCUCAUUCCCCACAAAUACAACAAAAAGAAUCCCCCUAAAUAAAUCCGAAAUCAAAUCAACCACAAAGCUGUGUAGCUAAACAUGUUGCAGCAACAUGUUGCAGCAACAUGUUGCCAACACAUAAAUUAGUAGUUCGUUUAUGCGUGAUCGCUAUAGAAGUGAUAUGAGAUUAGUUGACAUUACAAAAC